UUCCUAACUGUUCAGUUUAUUGCGAAAGAGUUAUUGCUUUCAAACUGGAAGUAUAAUGGAUCAGAUCAUAUACGCAUCCAUUGGGUGCUUGGCUUGCAUUAUUCUGCUGACAAAAUUAUGGUUUUGGUACAGAUUUCGUUAUUGGAAUCGAUUCGACAUCCCCCAAGCUAAAGCUUGCGCAUUUAGUGGAAAUUUUUGGGAUUUCAUUACCAUGAAAUCAAAUUUUCAAUAUCACUUAAGAACCAUCUAUGAUGAUCCGAAAUUCGAAAGUGAAGCUGUUGUUGGAGUUUAUGGAAUUUAUACUCCGGGCCUGUUACUGCGUGCACCAGAGUUGAUCAAAGCUGUAUUGAUUAAGGAUUUCGAAAAGUUUGCCGACAGAUCGAUGAAGUGCAAUCCCCACAGUGAUCGCGUUGGCAAUUCGACGUUAUUCUUUAUGCCCUACGCCUUCUGGAAGAGAUUGCGUCCCAAACUUACCUACGCAUUUACAAGUGGCAAAUUGAAACACAUGUAUCUUUUACUCCAAGCAGUGGGUGACAGUUUGGAGGAAAACUUGCAGCAGAAAGGAGAUAAGUUUGUGCAAGAGUUUAAAGCAUUGGCAGGUCAAUUCACCACAGACAGCAUUUCCACUACUAUAUUGGGACUUAAAUCAAGUGCCCUGCACAACAAAGAGGAUCCCAUAUAUCUAGUGGCUGUACGGUUGGCAAAAUUUAAUGUUCGUCGUGCCUUUUCUUUUCUCUGUAUGACGUUUUUGACCCGUCUCUCUGGUCUUUUGCGAGCCAAGGCAUUCAGUGAGACCGCAUACAUCUUCUUCAAACAAACGUUGCCGCAAGUGAUACGGGAUCGCGAAGAGAGUGGCCAAAAGCGCAAUGACAUGAUAGACAUUUAUCUGAACUUGAAAAAGGAGGCAGCAAUUGCUGGGGAGGACGAAGCUGCGACUAUGGAAUUGGUGGCGGCCCAAUCAGUAAUGCUUAUGAACGGAGGAUAUGACACCUCCUCAACUACAAUAGCCAAUGCCUUAUUUGAGUUGGCAAAGCAGCAACAUUUUCAAGAGCGUUUGCGCCAAGAGGUACUCGAUGCUUACAUUAAUGGCAACGGUCAGAUAUCCUAUGAGCAAAUACAUUCAAUGGACUAUCUCAGAAUGGUCGUUAGUGAGACUUUGCGCAAGUAUCCUGUGGUACCCUUAUUGGAUCGAAGAUACAUGGCUGCAGAUGGAAGCUCACGAUAUUCACUGAAGCCCUAUUAUGAUUAUGAGGUGCCGCAUGGUAUGCCCAUUUAUAUAUCGGCAUAUGCUCUACAUUAUGAUUCAAAGUAUUGGCCUGAUCCAGAUAAUUUUGAUCCAGAACGCUUCUCUGCGGAAAAUCUUCAAUCAAUUAAUCCAAUGACUUAUUUACCAUUUGGCACUGGCCCUCGAAAUUGUGUGGCAUCACGCCUAGGUUUGCUACAAGUGAAGGUAGCCUUAGUUCAUAUUCUUAAGAACCACUAUGUUCAGUUAUGCGAUCAAACCAAUUUGCAUCCAAAGUUUGACCCAAAGUCCUUUCUUCUAGAAAUUAUGGGAGGUAUACACCUGGAGGUGAAUCGAGAUCGUAUGUUCGAUAAAGAAAUGAAAAAAACUGCAUGCAUCAACUGCGUAAAUCAAUUACGUGAGGGCAAUCUUCAUUUAUCAUUUUCAAAUAACUUUAUGCACAAAGAAUACCUGCCCCUUGACGACAGUCUCAGACCAGAGUUGUUCAAUACUUCUAGUUGUCGAUUGGUAGCAAAUUAUAGCAAGCCAAUGGAAAAUCUGAUAACAGUGUGUUUCGUUUUUACAACAUGUCUCGCACUCUGUGUAAGAUUUUGGUUCCAAAAUAAAUUUCGCUAUUGGAGCCAACACGAUGUUCCCCAUGCAAAGGCCAGUAUUUUCAGUGGUAAUUUUUGGGAUUUCUUUUCCAUGAAAACCAACUUCUUUUACCAUUUGAAAACUAUCUACGAUGAUCCGAGGUUUGAGAACGAAGCCGCCGUUGGCGUCUAUGGAGUUUACACACCAGGACUUUUGAUACGCGAUCCUGAAUUGAUCAAGGCCGUUUUGGUUAAGGAUUUUGAAAAAUUUGGUAAUCGUACGUUUCAGUGUAAUGCUCGCAGCGAUCCAAUUGGUAAUAUGGCUCUGUUUUUCUCACCAUUUUCAUAUUGGAGGCGAAUGCGUCCAAAACUAAGCCCCGCUUUUUCGAGCGGAAAAUUAAAACACAUGUAUCCUUUACUUCAGGCAGUGGGCAAGAGUUUGGAGGAUAACUUACAAGCAAAAGGUGAUGAGUUUGUUCAAGAAUUUAAGCAAAUUUGCGGUCAGUUUACCACAGAUGUCAUAGCCACCACCAUAUUGGGAUAUCAAUCACAUGCCUUACAAAACUCUCAAGAUCCCCUAUAUUUGGAAGCAAUCAGACUCGUCAAGUUCAACAUUCGCCGAGCAAUUUGUAUUCUUGUUUUGAUGUUUAUGCCACGUUUGUCUGGUCCAUUGGGAGUCAAGUUAUUCCAUGAGCCCUCGUAUAGCUUCAUUAGAAAUUCGGUGAGGCAAGUUGUUGAGCAUCGUGAGAAAACCGGUCAAAAGCGCAAUGAUGUUGUUGACAUCUAUGUAGUUUUGAAAAAAGAUGCUGCGGCCGCAGGAGAAGAUGAACACCUUACAAUGGAUAGUUUGGCGGCACAAUCGGCAAUGCUUAUGGGCGCGGGCUACGAUACCUCCUCGACGAUAAUUUCAAGUGCAUUGUUCGAAUUAGCCCAAUAUCCAGACAUAAGAUUGAGAUUGCGUCAGGAGGUUUUGGAUAACUUCCUCGAUGGCGACGGUCAAAUAUUGUACGAGCGUAUAAACUCAAUGGAAUAUCUAGGAAUGGUGGUUGAGGAGACAAUGCGCAAGUAUCCAGUGCUGCCUUUGUUGGAUAGAAAAUAUAUGGCAACAGAUAAGAACUCGGUAUACUCAUUAAAACCAUUCUACAAUUAUGUUGUGCCAGACGGAAUGCACAUUUUUAUAUCAGCAUAUGGUUUACAUUAUGACCCAAAGUAUUGGCCAAACCCAACGAAGUUUGAUCCUGAACGCUUCUCUGCCAAAAAUCGCAAAACCAUAAAUCCCAUGACUUAUUUACCAUUCGGCAGUGGCCCCCGAAAUUGUGUGGGUUCUCGCCUGGGACUUUUGCAGGUGAAAAUAGCCUUGGCACAUAUUCUUAAAAAUCAUGAUGUGCAGUUAAGUCCUGAAACAAAUUUAAACCCGAAAUUGAAUCCCAAGGCAUUUAUUUUGCAAAUUGAAGGCGGCAUAAAUCUGACAGUGGUUCGUGAUAACAUGUUUGACAACGCAGCUGCUACACUCCAAAAAAGUGACCCAAUGGUUGAGUUAAAAUAAACUACUAUCGAAUAAAGUUAGUUGAACUUCAUAUUAUA
This is a messenger RNA of Stomoxys calcitrans (stable fly), 3399 nucleotides long. RefSeq lists its product as uncharacterized. Gene Ontology annotation, molecular function: monooxygenase activity; heme binding; iron ion binding. Bases 56 to 3361 code for a protein of 1101 amino acids. The record is from RefSeq and is a predicted model, not a curated record. Gene Ontology annotation, biological process: response to DDT; insecticide catabolic process. The transcript is spliced from 5 exons. Lineage: Eukaryota; Metazoa; Arthropoda; Insecta; Diptera; Muscidae.